AUGAGGUCAAGACAGGUCAUUGGAAGCUUAGUGACGGACUUUGAUCUCGUGGACGACGGACAGACAGUGGAAUUGUCUGGGCAAUCCAUCGUACCAGACAAUGGGGUGGAUCUUGCACCCCAGGUAACGCCCAUCUACGAAUUUCUGGGACGUGUGUACAUAAAUGGCGAUGUCAACCUCACUUUCAUCAGCAAUAGCCAAUCACAAUACAGAGACAAUAGAAUAAGCUCCACCUACCACUGUAAAUUGUCCAAUGACAAGACCAAUGCAAAACUAGCUGAUAGUGGCAAGAGUGUAAAAAUGUUUCGCAAGAAGUAA
Candidula unifasciata is the source of this 318-nucleotide messenger RNA. NCBI's taxonomy places the organism in Eukaryota, Metazoa, Mollusca, Gastropoda, Stylommatophora, Geomitridae. The record is from the annotation of a GenBank genome assembly.